Molecule: messenger RNA, 2156 nt
Organism: Meloidogyne enterolobii
Lineage: Eukaryota; Metazoa; Nematoda; Chromadorea; Rhabditida; Meloidogynidae
Source: the annotation of a GenBank genome assembly
UAUGGAGGAAACGGCACUUUCUUUCUUUUUAUUUACUUCUUUCUUUAAAAUCCCUUCAAAAAAAUAAACUAACAUUUAAACGAGAAAAGCAUUUGUGACAAAACCAGAUGCAGUUAUUAUGCAAUACUCGUGCAAAUGAGUGACAAAAAUUUCUUUGUCAUAAAUGGCAUAUACAUUUGUUUUUAUACUAUGUUUUUUUAAACUUGCUUCUUUAAAAAAGUUAUUCGAUUUUUAUUUAAGUUUUAAUUUAUUAAUUUUAGAUUUCAAGCAUCUCUUCAAAAAUUUUUUGGACUUUUAUUUGUUUAUUAUUUAAAUUUCCAAAAUGUUUGAAUUAAAAUAAUUCCUGACUGUUCUUUAAAAAAACAUGGAUGUUGAGCAUCCACAAAUAGGCAAAACUUUGUCUAAUUCCACGUCAACUGCAUUUUCUCCUGUUCCAUUUCCGGGAAAUACCAGACAGCAACAAGAAAACCUUGAUUUAUCCGAAUGUCCUAUCCGUUUAGAAGAAGGAGAGAAUCUUAAUCAAAUAAAUGAAGAUGAAAUAAGAAAAUCGUUGUUAGUUGAAGCUAAAAGGAGAAAAUGUUGGAAUUCGAAAGCUAUUGAAAAAAUGGUUUUUGAGGAAAUUGUUCAUAAUUGUUGUUAUCAUGUAAUCUUUUUAUUUUUAUAUCGGGUGGGGUCUAACUCGAGGAAUUCCAACUCACAAAACAGACAUGUCGCGGAACGACAAGUCACGGAACGACCAAAACUCGGUUAUGUAUUGGAAAGCUUUACUGAAACAAGGAGUACAGCAGAUGCUGUCCAACCAAGUUCUUCUACAAUGUCCAAUUCAUCUGCUCUCGUUCGUAUUCGAAGCUUUGAAGAGAGCGGCUCAGCUGUGGAUAUUUCAACAAAUUCUCUUACUUCAAAAAUUAAUAAUCCAACAAUCACUAAAACAUUGUUUUCUGCCGAUUUUGGUCACAAUCCUUGGGAUUUUGAUGUGAAACCUGAUGAUGAUUUUGUUAAUCAGAUUAAAAUAUUGGAAAUGCCUAAUUCUCAGCGCCUUUCUACUUGCCAUACUUGUAAAGGAGAAGCACUUAUUCAUUGUUUUCAUUGUCGCGGCCUUGGCACAGACAAAUGCACCUAUUGUAGAGGAACUGGAAUGAAAGCAGGUGUUGCACAUCCAGCACUUUAUACUCACCCAAUGAUUGGGACUUUUUCUGGGGAUAACAGAAAAAGCGUUGGUGGAGGUAUCUCCUCAUCAAACAGAGGAUUUCCUUUUUCCGGAACUGCAAUGAUCAAACCUGCACUUUUAGGUUCUCAACGUGAUAAACCAUAUGCAGCUGGAACGCCUGUACAUUUUAUGGCAAAGGCUGGACUUCCUCCUCCAGGAAUUGGACAACAUGAUUUGUGCAUUUUUUGUCAUGGUCGUGGAAUUCGUGACUGUCAACACUGUAAAGGUCAAGGAAAGAAAUGUUGUUUGGCAUGUGGAGGAAAUGGCCAAGUACGGAUUUUCACCAAAUUAAAAGUUGCAUUUGCUGUGGAGUGUUCUGACUACUACACUCCUUGUGAAAUGCCUGAUCAUUUAUUACGUCAAGCUAAUGGACAACUAAUUUUUACAGAAACUCGGCCUUAUGUUCAUCCAGUUAGAAAGCACAAAAUAAAAGAAAUUAACGAAGUCAGCAAGCACUUUUGUGCAGCACACUUGAAAAGGCUUUUGGAUUCAUGUCGCGUAUUAAAGCAAAGACAUUGUAUUGAACGGAUUAUGGUAGCAAAAGUACGUUUUAAGUUGGGUUCAAAAUGUGGCCGAUUUUUUGUAUUCGGGGAUCAACGCCUUUGUUAUAUACCAAAAGAAUCUAUUUCGUCAAAUUGUUCUCUUGUGUGAAAUUUUAUUUAAAAAUUUAUUUAGAAUAGAAAUUAUAUAUAUUUUAGAAAAUGGCCCAUAUUACUAUUUAAUCUAGUCUUUGUUUAGUUUAUUUCUCCUUAUUUUUGAGAAUAUUCAAAUUUAAAAUUUAUCAUUAGAUUUUCUAUUUUGGGUUUUUAGUUUUACAAAAUGUGUUUUUAUUUGGGCAAUAUAUUUUCAGUUUCCCCCACUCUCUUUUACCUAUUUUUAAAUUUCUUUAUUGUAUAUUAUUUCUCUACCAGAAUUUUGUGCUAUCUCAUUUUUAGUUCAACUUCUAGUC